Kwoniella mangroviensis CBS 8507 is the source of this 813-nucleotide messenger RNA. RefSeq lists its product as uncharacterized. NCBI's taxonomy places the organism in Eukaryota, Fungi, Basidiomycota, Tremellomycetes, Tremellales, Cryptococcaceae. The transcript has a single exon. The coding region runs from base 1 to 813 and encodes 270 amino acids. The record is from RefSeq and is a predicted model, not a curated record.
AUGACCAACUCCGAUUUAUUAGAUUUCAACAUUCCCAGCUCGCUCAACCCUAUACCUUCUUCCGCGACGGCCAAGACGACCUAUCGUAGCCACAGACCACGGUCAAAAGGCACGACCGGGUCCGCAGUCUCGGGUUCUUCGCAAGGCAGGGCUCAUCGAAGGUCCACAAAGGGAACUUCCGGAGCUACGAAAUGUACUUUAGCAUGCUAUCAAUAUUUUCAUGGGCCUCUAGACGUAGCUGAAUUUCCUCAAGGGCAUACGCAAGCUGGAAAAAUAGCCAUAUUGCCAACUGAAGAAUGGCAAUUCUCAUUCCAUCCAGUUUAUCACCGGGCGACUAACGAGGAAUCGCAGGAUCUAUCGAGAUUCUGGGAGGGUUUGAUGAGACCUAGGUUAGCGGAGGAAUGGUGGAGACCUCACAUGGAAUCGGAAUGGCGAGAAUUACCAGAACAACCAUUUAACCUGGUCGAGGACGAAAAGUUAUUUUCUGAUCUAUUGACUCGAAGAGCUGAAUGGAUUAACAGUGAUUAUGAAACAAGGAUGAAUCAUUGGAUGUCCGAAUUAAUGAAGAAAAACUUUCCUGAUGGAGAACCGAAUUUCGAGUUUAAACAAUUUAAUUCAAGGCAAGAAUACGAAAAUUGUAUCUCCCCCACUAGGGUCAGCUGGUCAGGUGAACCUCUCACGAUCAGUCAGAUGGAUGAGAUCCACAAAAGUCAAUGGGCAGGGACAACAAUUGGUGAACCGAGACCAUUUGCAUUGAGCAACGCCAUCGGUAGGAGCACAAUCUGCGUUCCAUCCAUCCUUCGGGACACUUAA